AUGGCCAUAGGAGCAGUCUUAAGUCAAGAAGGGAGGCUAGUUGCUCUCUUUAGUGAGAAGUUAAAUGGGGCCGAGAGAAGGUAUUCAUCUUAUGACUUAGAACUAUAUGCACUUGCACAAGCCCUCAAGAAAUGGAGGCAUUACCUCCUACCUAAAGAUUUCAUUGUUUACAUAGAUAAUCAGGCUCUAAGUUUCCUCAAUAUUCAGGACAAGUUGAGUCACAAACAUAUCAAAUGGGUAGAAUCCAUCAAAGCCUAUACCUUCAUUAUUAAGCACAAGAAAGGGCAAGCCAACAAGGUGGUAGAUGCCUUGAGUAAGAUGGUGAUAACAGUGCAGGAGGUACAAUUGCAGAGUGUGGAAAUUGAUUGCCUAAAGGCCACGUAUGAUGAAGAUGAAGAUUUUAAGGAGGUGCACAAGUGUGGAUGGAUGAGCAAGACAUCAAGAAGCAUGGAACUUAUUUGGACGAGCUCAUCUCAAGUGGAGCUUCUGAUUCUUCUGCCUGGGGAGUAUGGUGCAGGGGCACCAUAUGGACAUCAUGAGGGAUCAUGA
Molecule: messenger RNA, 549 nt
Organism: Cryptomeria japonica (Japanese cedar)
Lineage: Eukaryota; Viridiplantae; Streptophyta; Pinopsida; Cupressales; Cupressaceae
Exons: 2
Coding region: 1-549 (182 amino acids)
Source: RefSeq, a predicted model, not a curated record